Pleurotus ostreatus (oyster mushroom) is the source of this 1980-nucleotide messenger RNA. RefSeq names its product Glycine--tRNA ligase 1, mitochondrial (gene GRS1). Gene Ontology annotation, molecular function: glycine-tRNA ligase activity; ATP binding. Gene Ontology annotation, biological process: mitochondrial glycyl-tRNA aminoacylation. The transcript has 10 exons. Gene Ontology annotation, cellular component: cytoplasm; mitochondrion. The record is from RefSeq and is a predicted model, not a curated record. The coding region runs from base 1 to 1980 and encodes 659 amino acids. NCBI's taxonomy places the organism in Eukaryota, Fungi, Basidiomycota, Agaricomycetes, Agaricales, Pleurotaceae.
AUGGCUACCCCUGCACCCAGCACUGUGAACAAGACCGCACACCCCUUCGAAAAGCCCCGUCUAGAGGCGCUUCUGAAUCGCAGGUUCUUCUACGCGCCAGCUUUCGAAAUCUAUGGUGGCGUGGCUGGCCUGUACGACUACGGCCCACCAGGCUCCUCGUUGCAAUCCAACAUCAUCUCAGAAUGGCGGAAACACUUUAUCGUCUCGGAAAAUAUGCUUGAACUUGAUACAACUAUAAUGACUCCCGCACCUGUGUUUGAGACAUCUGGGCACGUAGCAAGAUUCGCCGAUUGGAUGGUCAAGGACGUGGUCAAUGGGGAGGUUUUGAGGGCCGAUCAUCUGGUUAAGGGCGUGCUGGAGGGGAGACUAGAGGGCAACAGGGAGGCCAGAGGGUUGGAGGCAAAAGCAAAGGAGGAAGGAGAGGAUGCAAAGAAGAAGAAGAAAUCGAAGGUUAAAGUCACUGCCGUUAAGCUGACCGACGAGGUCGUGAAGGAAUAUGAGAGUAUCCUCGCAAAGCUAGAUAAUUACUCCGGCCCAGAGCUGGGUGAGCUUUGUCGAACCCAUCACAUCAAGAAUCCGGAUACGGGGAACGAUGUUAGCGAGCCCCAGCAAUUCAAUCUUAUGUUCGCUAGCAGUAUUGGCCCAACCGGCCAACAUCCAGGUUACCUCCGUCCAGAGACUGCGCAGAGCCAUUUCCUCAACUUCUCUCGAUUGCUCGAUUUCAAUAACGGUCGCAUACCAUUCGCUUCGGCGCAGAUCGGACGGUCUUUCCGCAAUGAGAUCUCUCCCCGGGCUGGGUUGCUUCGUGUACGCGAGUUCACUAUGGCGGAGAUAGAACACUUCGUGGACCCGGAGGACAAGCGGCACGAGCGUUUCCACGAGGUGCGAGACGUCGUCCUUGUUCUUCUGGACCGACACGUCCAGGCUGCGGGCAGGACUGAGGUGGUGAAUAUGAGCGUUGGUGAGGCGGUGGAUAAAGGCAUAAUCGCAAAUGAGACGUUGGGCUAUUUCUUGGCUCGUAUAUAUCAAUUCCUCCUCAAAAUUGGUAUCGACCCACAACGACUCCGUUUCCGACAACAUAUGGCCAACGAAAUGGCUCACUACGCCACCGACUGCUGGGAUGCUGAGAUCGAGAACUCUACGGGCUGGACGGAGUGUGUAGGCUGUGCCGAUCGUGCCGCGUACGACUUGACUGUGCACUCGCAGAAGACUGGGCAUCCUCUGGUCGUCAGACAAGCCUUGAAAGAACCAAUCGUCUCGGAAAAAGAAGUGGCAGAGUUCGACAAAAAACUUUUGGGGAAGACUUUCAGAGGGGAUGCCGGUGUAUUAUCAAAACUCGUUGAGUCCAUGGACGAAUCGGCUCUUCUGAAACUGAAAGGAGAACUUGCUCAAGGUCCCGCGGUCGUUAGCACCCCCGAUGGCAAAGAAUUCACCCUCGCACCAGAAUUAUUGACAAUCGAACGUAGAACAUUCAAGCAAUCAAUACGAGAGUUCACCCCCAACGUCAUCGAGCCAUCGUUUGGUUUAGGUCGAAUUCUGUACACGCUGCUGGAGCACUCUUUCUGGUGCAGAGAGCAGGAUGUAGAACGCGGGGUCCUGUCUCUGCCACCUCUCGUGGCUCCCACUAAAGUUCUCAUCGUGCCUCUCAGCGCACGGCAAGAAUUUGAUCCACUGGUCCAUGAAGUCUCAAUGAAGUUUAGAAAUGCCGGAAUAUUCUCUCGUGUGGACGAUUCGAACACCUCCAUCGGCAAACGCUACGCCCGAAAUGAUGAGUUGGGCACGCCCUACGGAGUCACCCUAGAUUUCGCCUCCGUACAAAACCGGACGAUGACGCUGCGGGAGCGAGACACCAUGGAUCAAAGAAUUGGCCCGAUCGACGAAGUGAUUGCGACUGUCACGGAACUCGUGCAGGGGACCAUCGACUGGGACGAAGCAUGCAAGAGAUUGCCGGCGUACGAUGGUGUCCAGGCUGUCGAGUAA